UCAUUGGAGGUACCGUAACUCGUAUAUGAGAUUUGGCAAUUUUGUUUCAAACGUCAACAUUAAAAAUUUUGAGGUUAGACGUCGCAUCAUUUUGAUUUAAUAUUGUUUUUCUUGUGUAUUAUGUAGCAUUCGCUAUAUAAAAUGAGUCCUCCAAGCAAAGAAACUGAAGAGCCUUCGUCGAGCAGUGUAGGAGUAGGAAGCCAAGUAGGUGGUAGCGGCGACGCAAACUCGUCGGACCAACGACCGCCCGCCAAGCGGCAAAUUUCCGCAGCAGUUAUAGAAAUAUCCGAUACCGAUAGUGAUGACUCCGAUGUAUGUGCCGUUAAUUCAUACCAGGCUUCAGCUGAUGAAGUUAAAAGAAUUCGGCGAGAGUAUUCCUCGUCAUCAUCAUCAUCCGACUACAGCUCUGAUUCGGAGUCUCCCUGGGAGGAUGACUCUGUUGUUAUAGAAGAUAAGAUUUCAGAGAAGGUAGUUAGGACACAGCUUAAUACUAGAGCUAAUAGAAUGGAUGAUCCUAAACUAAGCCCUGCUUUGAAGUCACAAGAAGUUAUAGACAAAGUGAAAAAACAUUGGGAAGAGGAAAAAGAUCAUACAAGUGAAGAAGUUAGCUUGACAUGUAAACCUUUCCGUCUGUGCCGCCUUCACGGGCUUCUGGAAAAUCCAGAUGUCAUAAACAAUAUUGUCGAUGAUAUGAAUACACUAGACUGGUCAAGAAAGAAGAUGGACCUGUAUGAGUUCCAUCAAACAACAGAUUUAGCUAAUCUAACGUGGCAGCGAAGUAUUAGAGGAAUCUAUGAAAUGUUGAAGACUGAAAUUAUGAGUUGGGUUUCACAAGUUACUGGAUUAGAACUGACUUCGGUAUCUGCUUCCUGUUCACUUUACGGUCCGGGGGACCACUUGCUGGUACACGACGACCGGCUCGGAGACAGACGUGUGGCCUUUAUCAUAUACCUGGCGCCCUGGACGCCGCGGGGGCCACCUGCCCACGCCGCGCACAAUGGUGCCGGGCACGGGGAUUUCCACGACAAGCAUGAGCCAGAGGAGGUGUCGGGCGAGGGCUGGGCUGCGCACAUGGGCGGCGCGUUGGAGCUCUUCGAGUGCGACGCGGAGGGCAGCCCCACGCGCGUCGCGCUGCGCUCCUUCCCCGCCAAUAACACGCUCGCCUUUUUCACCGUCGGGCCGACAUCUUUCCACCAGGUGGGCGAGGUGCUGUCGCUGGAGCUGCCGCGGCUGUCCAUCAACGGCUGGUUCCACGGCCCCGCGCUGGCGCCGGCGCCGCAGCCGCAGGCGCCGCCCCGCGCGCUCGCGCCGCAUUCGCGACCGGUCCUGCUGAACCAGUGGGUGGAGAGCACGUACAUGUCGCCGCGGGUGCGCGCGCAGGUGCAGGCCCAGAUGGAGCGCGCCAGCGAGGUUUGUCUGCGGGACCUGCUGCAGCCUGCGCGCUGUCAAACCCUGCUGCAAGCACUGGCGUCGCCCGAGGUAGAGUGGGAGCUGUGCGGACCGGCGCAGCAGCGCCGUUACUGGCGCGUAGCGGAGCGCUGGCUGGAGGAGCAGGCGGAGGUGGAUUGCGAACCGGAGCCGCACGCGGUGCGCGGACUGGCGCGGAUCCUGAGCAGCACCGCCUUCAUGCGCCUGCUGGCCGAUUGUACCGAUCUUCCCUUGAGCUCCUACCGACGCCUCGAGUUGCAGCGCUGGGCACCGGGAAAUUUCACACUUCUGCCGCCGCGCGAGUUUUACCAGCAGCCACGACUCGAGGCCGUCCUGUACCUGGGCGUGCCGGAGCACCCGCUGUGCGGCGGACAGACAAUGUACGUGGCACCAGAGGAGGGAGGCGAGGCCGGCGAGGCUGGCGAGGCGGGCGAGGCCGGCGAGGCGAGCGAGGAGGGCGCGCUCGUGACUCUGCCGCCGCGUCACAACGCUCUCAACCUCGUGUACUGCGACGCGGGCGCCGCCUCCUUCACCAAGUACCUCAGCAAGCUCACCAUGAAGUCCGAUGAACACUUCUACAUAGUGACGUGUACUUACACCGAGUGAUAUGAACUGUGUUUGUCAGUGUCACUCGUGUUACUUGUGUCAGUGUGUGCCCGUACUGCACUGUACGUGUGUCCGUACUCGCGGUACGUGUCGCGGGUGUGAUGGUACUGUGGAGUGUUACGUGAUACGAAUACAUAUUAGACGUUGAGAAUUCAUCAAAGAGAAAUGAAAAGAGACUUCGACAAUCUAAUAUUACACUAGUAUGAAAUCGGGACUGUUAUUUUAUA
This is a messenger RNA of Vanessa tameamea, 2261 nucleotides long. It is a transcript of the gene sud1, whose product is annotated as sudestada1. Gene Ontology annotation, cellular component: cytoplasm. Gene Ontology annotation, biological process: peptidyl-proline hydroxylation; regulation of translational termination. Bases 142 to 2034 code for a protein of 630 amino acids. Lineage: Eukaryota; Metazoa; Arthropoda; Insecta; Lepidoptera; Nymphalidae. Gene Ontology annotation, molecular function: iron ion binding; peptidyl-proline dioxygenase activity; L-ascorbic acid binding. The record is from RefSeq and is a predicted model, not a curated record. The transcript has 9 exons.